Messenger RNA from Triticum dicoccoides, 1886 nucleotides. Its product is annotated as WAT1-related protein At1g68170-like. Lineage: Eukaryota; Viridiplantae; Streptophyta; Magnoliopsida; Poales; Poaceae. Gene Ontology annotation, molecular function: transmembrane transporter activity. The coding region runs from base 25 to 1365 and encodes 446 amino acids. The record is from RefSeq and is a predicted model, not a curated record. Gene Ontology annotation, cellular component: membrane. The transcript is spliced from 9 exons.
UCACAUACCCUAGCUCGACCGGCGAUGAACAGUGCGCUGCCCGUCCUCUCCUCCGCUCACCCUGCCGCCGGAGCUGCCAACUCGCGCCGGCUUCCCUCUCCGGCCCUCCACGCGGCCUCGACGGGAUAUGCUGACAACAACCGGGGCCUAGUCAGCCGCAGUGCUGCAAAUGCAAGCAAAGUAUGCGCCUUCCCAGGCGAGGACACGGACACCGCCGCCGUGGAGGUCCAAGGAAGCAGCAGAUGGAAACCAGCUCUGUGCGUGAUUCUUGUGGAGCUGUUCAACACAGGGACUAUACUGCUAGGCAAGGUCGCACUUGAUGGUGGCAUGUUUGUCUUCUCCUUGCUGUGUUAUCGAAGUAUGCUUGCUGCUAUUUUCAUCAUGCCGUUUGCUCUAUUCUUCGAAAGUGGGAAGUGGAGGGAAUUGGAUAUCAAGACUCUUGGGUGGCUCUUCAUCAAUGCUUUUGUCGGAUAUUCGUUGCCCAUGGCUUUGUACUACUAUGGAUUACGGGACACACCUGCCUCCUAUGCUGUGAUCUUCUCAAGUUUGACUCCACUUUUCACCUUUAUCUUGUCCAUAAUACUUGGCAUGGAGAAGUUGCGCCUAAAAUCCAAGGUCGGCAGUGCGAAAGUGAUUGGAGCACUGGUUUGUUUUGGUGGGGCUCUACUAAUAAGUCUUUACAAAGGAAAAGAAUUGCAUCUCUGGUCUCCAAUUAUAAGAGUGACACCAAAAGAUUCUAAUGGAGCUUCUGGAAAGCAUCAUUUGAGGGGCACCUUGAUUUUGUUUGGUGCUUUCAGCAGCUAUGCACUUUGGUACCCUAUACAGGUGAAAGUUUUGAAGGUGUAUCCAUGGAAACAUUGGUCCUCUGUGCUGACCUGCGUUCUGGGUGGUGUGCAAACUUUCGCCGUCGGAAUAAUUGUGAGCAGGCAUAAACUUGCCUGGCAAAUAGGAUGGAACAUUCAACUACUAACCAUUGUCUACUCAGCCGCACUUGGCACAGCAGCCAAGUAUUGGCUGAACCUAUAUGCUGUUGAAAAGCGGGGGCCAGUUUUUCCAGCCAUGUUCAGCACCUUAUCGACGAUCUUCAUCAUUGUUUUAGGAACACUGUUGCUAGGCGAAAGCCUCACUGUUGGGAGCUUGUUGGGUAGUGCUUUAGUUUUAGGAGGUCUAUACAUAUACCUCUAUGGAAAGGCCAAUGAACAACACGCGAUGAAGGCAUCGGUUACAGGGAUGCAAAAAGAGGAGGACAAAGAGAUUCAGCAGUCCGGUGUGGCCGCGACGACUGAGGAGAGGCCACACCCUGUGCUGUUAGAGAGCUCCGUUAUCCAGCUGGAUGAGGAGCUGGACGCAGGGGUCUCCAAGUGAAGUGGCUGUAAUCAUGGUAGCUACCAAUUGUUUUUUUUUUUUGUCUUGAUCUAUCUGGGUCUAAGAUUCUAAAAUACAUUCGCCCAUACAUCAGUACUAGAUAGGGGUGCGGCUUGCCACGCAUUGCCCAGCCAACGGUAAGCCAUCGGAUAUGAUAAUUGGUUCAAUAUAUAGUUGAAUUAGAUAUUUUAUUAUUGUGUUGGGAGCUGUCUUGAGGACAUAGUUAGAAAUCAUGUCGGUAGUUGCUGAAUGAAAAAUAGAGCUUGCACAUAAAGUGUAUCUUGAUGCAUAGAUAAAACAUGUUUUCAAAUAUAGACUGGAUGGCACAGUGAUAGUAUCUUUUAACAUCCAAGCCAUAUGGACCACAGCAGAACAACACGGAAGGGACCAUACACAUGCAAUGGACGUAGAUUAUAUGUUCUAAUGCACCGGGUGACAUAGUAAGGGAACAAGAGUACAUAACAUGAUAGUCCACACACCACACACCACUAAAGCGACACUGUCCUCGAAUAUCAUCUAUG